UUCUUAGAGUUGUUGGAACGGAAUCUUAGCCAAUUACUCCGAGAAGAAAGUUCAACAAAACCAAAGCUCGCAAUAGUGGUUGCGUUCUCCUAAGCUCUGCUCUCUCUUCUUCAACAACUCCUUUUCUUUUCCUUUCCUGUCACAGGUCUUCCAGUCUCUUCUCAUUUUUUUUCUCGUAAAUUCCCUGGAAAGCCUCGCAAUUUUUUUCUCGAGAAAAUCUCAAUGGCUAAGAAGGCAGGAAUCUUUGAUUUGGAGACCCACUUUGCCUUCUACGGUGCAUAUCAUAGCAAUCCAGUUAACAUUUUGAUACACACAUUAUUUGUGUGGCCAAUCUUCUUCACUUCUCUUAUGCUCUUCUACUUUACACCUUCGAUAUACGAUAUAUCUCAGAUUGGGCUUGGUGGUCAUGGGUUGUUGCUGAAUUUUGGCUUCUUUUUCACUCUAACCUAUGCUUUGUUUUACGUGUGCUUGGAUAAGAAAGCUGGAACUCUGGCUGCUCUGCUCUGCUUUGCGUGUUGGGUUGGUGCCAGUUUCAUUUCUGCGAGGCUUGGGUAUUCUUUGGCUUGGAAGGUUGUGCUGGCAGCACAGUUGUUUUGUUGGACUGGACAGUUUCUAGGCCAUGGGGUGUUUGAGAAACGGGUUCCUGCUAUUCUUGACAACCUUGCACAAGCCCUUCUAAUGGCUCCUUUCUUUGUAUUGCUUGAGGUUAUUCAAUCGGCCUUUGGAUAUGAACCAUAUUCAGGGUUUCAUGCAAGCGUUAAAGCAAAAAUAGAUGCGGAGAUCAAGGAAUGGAAGGAUAAUAAACAAAAGAAAUCCACUUAGCUUACAGAGUCACCAAACAGACAAAAAUUGUGCACUUCAACUUCUAAGCACAAUGGAAAAUUUGUCUAGUGAUGUUGUAGUAUGAAACUAGAGACAUCUUUUAUGUACUGCAAGGUUUCUUGGAGUUCUUGGACAGUUCUUAUUGCCAACACCAGGAACAUGUCUAAGAUCUCUAAAACUCACAAAUUGUUCAAAUGCUCUGUUGUGAACAUUUCCCAAUUUCAGCA
Hevea brasiliensis (rubber tree) is the source of this 1049-nucleotide messenger RNA. RefSeq names its product 2-hydroxy-palmitic acid dioxygenase mpo1. Bases 223 to 822 code for a protein of 199 amino acids. NCBI's taxonomy places the organism in Eukaryota, Viridiplantae, Streptophyta, Magnoliopsida, Malpighiales, Euphorbiaceae. Gene Ontology annotation, cellular component: endoplasmic reticulum. The transcript is spliced from 4 exons. Gene Ontology annotation, biological process: sphingoid catabolic process. The record is from RefSeq and is a predicted model, not a curated record.